Molecule: messenger RNA, 4839 nt
Organism: Polypterus senegalus (gray bichir)
Lineage: Eukaryota; Metazoa; Chordata; Cladistia; Polypteriformes; Polypteridae
Product: WD repeat-containing protein 26
Exons: 14
Coding region: 413-2242 (609 amino acids)
Biological process (GO): proteasome-mediated ubiquitin-dependent protein catabolic process
Cellular component (GO): GID complex
Molecular function (GO): protein binding
Source: RefSeq, a predicted model, not a curated record
GUCACCUUGUCUGGACUCCAUUAGGGGCUGCAGUUGAUAGAAGAGAAACAACAAGAUAGAAGGAGAUAGGAGUGAGACAGGGUGUCUUCAGCCGGGUUGCGAGCGCCGAGUCCCGGGAGUUGACAUUAGAUUUUUCACCCCCGGGCCUCACCGGCUUCUAACCACGGCCGCUCUCGGCGAGGAAACUCUGGCCUCCGCUUCCUCCUCCUCCGACUCGGACACCGGCGGAGCGUCGCCGCCCCCGCGGAAGAAACACCGAGCCUCGGCGGCGGAGGGAGCAGGAGAGCCCGGGGCUUCUACAGGCACAGCGGGCCUCUCUGCGGUUGUGUUGGGACUUGCGGCUUCUUCGCAUCCUCCGGCUACGUCUGCCUUUCACAUCAACAGAAAUCUUGUCAAUAAUAGCAGUAACAACAUGCAAGCCAACGGGGCAGGACAGGGACAGAACCAGGAGGUUUCCUGCCUCUCUGCUGCUCAGAAUGGGGAGUCGUCCUCCGCCUUGGAGGCUCAUUCUAACGGGCUGAUGUCUAGUAAUAACGGGAAUAUUGUCAGUAGUAAUAACGGGGCUCUGACUGGGGUUCCUCUUGGUCCCCCUGCCUCCACUGCCGCCGCGGCUUCAGGCACUGAGCUGGGGGCCACGAUGAAGAAAAAGAAAAGACUUUCUCAGUCUGAGGAAGAUGUCAUUAGACUGAUAGGGCAGCAUCUUCAUGGUUUAGGGCUUAACCAAACAGUUGAUCUGUUAAUGCAAGAGUCGGGAUGUCGUUUGGAGCACCCUGCUGCCACAAAAUUCCGCAACCACGUCAUGGAGGGGGAGUGGGACAAGGCUGAAAAUGACCUGAAUGAGCUGAAGUCAUUGAUGCAUUCUCCUAAUGCUGUUGUGAGAAUGAAAUUCUUGCUGCUACAGCAAAAAUAUUUGGAAUAUUUGGAAGAUGGAAAAGUACUUGAAGCACUGCAGGUUCUCAGAGGAGAGCUUACUCCACUGAAAUACAACACAGACCGUAUCCAUAUCCUCAGCGGUUAUUUGAUGUGUAGCCAUGCUGAAGAUCUCCGUGUAAAGGCAGAAUGGGAAGGAAAGGGAGUAGCAUCAAGGUCCAAACUCUUGGAUAAGCUGCAAACAUACCUGCCUCCUUCUGUUAUGUUGCCUCCUCGCCGUUUACAGACAUUGCUGCGUCAAGCAGUAGAAUUGCAGCGAGACCGGUGCCUGUAUCAUAAUACCAAGCUUGAUGGCAGCCUGGACUCUGUCUCAUUGUUGAUUGACCAUGUUUGUAGCAGGAAACAGUUCCCUUGUUAUACCCAGCAAAUCCUGACUGAACAUUGCAAUGAGGUUUGGUUCUGCAAAUUUUCUAAUGACGGCACAAAAUUAGCAACAGGAUCAAAAGACACUACUGUUAUUAUUUGGCAAGUAGAUGCGUUACAGGAAACUCACCAGCUAAAACUUCUAAAAACAUUAGAAGGACAUGCUUAUGGUGUGUCUUACUUAGCAUGGAGUCCAGAUGAUAAUUAUCUUAUAGCCUGUGGUCCUGAUGAUUGCUCUGAGCUUUGGCUUUGGAAUGUGCAAACUGGUGAGCUCCGGACGAAAAUGAGUCAGUCUCAUGAAGACAGUCUAACCAGUGUGGCCUGGAACCCAGAUGGGAAACGUUUUGUCACGGGGGGGCAGAGGGGACAGUUUUACCAAUGUGAUUUAGAUGGUAAUCUACUAGACUCUUGGGAAGGUGUGAGAGUUCAGUGUCUCUGGUGCUUGACUGAUGGCAAAACUGUUUUGGCUUCUGACACACAUCAACGAAUUAGAGGCUAUAAUUUUGAAGACUUAACUGAUAGAAACAUAAUACAAGAAGAUCAUCCUAUAAUGUCAUUCACAGUUUCAAAGAAUGGAAGAUUAGCUUUGUUAAAUGUAGCAACUCAGGGAGUUCAUUUAUGGGACUUGCAAGAUCGUGUUUUAGUAAGGAAAUAUCAAGGAGUUACACAAGGCUUUUAUACCAUCCAUUCAUGUUUUGGAGGCCAUAAUGAAGACUUCAUAGCCAGCGGUAGUGAAGAUCAUAAGGUAUAUAUCUGGCACAAGCGUAGUGAAUUACCCAUUGCAGAGCUAACAGGACACACUCGCACCGUGAACUGCGUAAGCUGGAAUCCUCAGGUCCCAGGCAUGAUGGCUAGCGCAUCUGAUGAUGGCACUGUUAGGAUAUGGGGACCAGCACCUUUUGUAGAUGGUCACGAUAUUGAAGAAGACUGCAGUAGCAUGGACAGUUGAUGGUGACUUUGAAGUGGAUGACUCCUUUAAGUAAACAAAAUAAUUGCAUUUUAAAUGGCUCUAAAUUUGGUGUGACACAAUCUUUAUCAAUCAAUGAACAGAAAUCUUUGUCAUUUACCAGUAAGUAAAAUGGAAGAAGAGUUCCAUUUCUAUAAAGCCAAAAUAAGGAGCCAGGCAUCUACCACCUUGCUUCAUAGUACCCAAGUAAAGAAGCACGUUGUUGGAAGACACAUGGACACCAUGUUGAAUUUUCCCCAUUGGUUUGUGAAGAACUAUGCUAUAAUGAGACUAUCCAAUGAACUCUGCAAUGCUUUUUGUUUUUUGUUCUGGUUCCCCGUUUCAUUUUUUGUUCAGCAAAUCUUGUCAUAUUUCUGUGUAUCUAGUUUUGAAAUUUUUAUUUAGCAGGUUUAAUAUAUAGAGGUGUGUGCUGUAGAUGGACAAUUACAUCCAGUACAUAAGAGAGCCCUUUUAAUUUUCUGCAUCUUGCUAAAGUUCCAUUCUUUACACCUUUCCUCAUCUCUGAGCCCUCCUUAAUCUAGAAUCUCUACAGCACGGUUCAUGGUUCCAGGGACUUGAUUAGCAAUAAUGAUUGAAUGACAAGAUCACUUAAUGUGACGCUGCAUCAUUAGUGAAAUUCAAGUCCAUUUAGUUGUACAGUAACAAAAUAUGUUGCCAAAUAUAUAGACACUGAUUUAGAUGGUAGUUACAAUGGGUUGUUUGAAAUUUGGAUGGACUUUGGUUUACCUGUUUAUAUAAUAUCAAGAAAUCCAUACGUUUAUGAUUUUCCCCCUCCCCCAUCUAGCUUGGCAAAAAUAUUUAACAGUAAUUUCUGUUAUUUUUUGUUGCUGGGUAGAUGAAAAUAUAUCCAACAUUUAAAUUUUAAACCUUUUUUUUCUUUCACAGUUGAUGUUCUAAAUGAAAGACCUUUUAAAAUGACCAUGUUUCUACUGACAUAGGCUCUGUCACUUUUCUUGAUUUGCAAAGACACUUUUUCAUGUUCAAAACCAGUCGGGUAGUAGUUCCACACUCAUGGUAAGCAGUAUAGCCUGGAAAUAAAGCAUUAAUGAACAAUAUUACUAAUAUGUGCAUCAUUGAAUUUCUUGGUGAUAUAAUUUUAUUAAAACACAGAGGAACAGUUAAUGUUUUUAUUCACACAUUUAAUUCAGAAUUACAUUUUCAGUGGAAGAAAAAUGUCUUUGUAUUUUUUCCCCUCUGUUUGAAACUUUAACUCUUACUUUACUUGCAAACAUACAUUGUUGAAAGAUUCUGUGCUGCCUUUCUUUGCUGUAUAGCUACACAAUUCCAUUUUGACAGUUUGGCUUAAAAAAAAAAAAGUCUUAUGGAGACACAAAACCCGUUUUGUUUUUAUUUAUAUUCAGUAAAAUUUAAAGAGAUUUGAUAUUUGUGGCAUAUAGACAAGAUUUGUGCAUAUAUAUUUAGUAUUUAGGUUACUUUUGUGUAUUAUUUAGUUCAUAAUUCUUAAACUGCGGCAUAGAUAACUAGUUCGUUCAAAUCUACUCAGAGCUGCCUACAGUUGCAUUUUUUAUGGAAAAGGAAUGGGGUUAACAAAUAAUACUUUUAGUCCAGUCUGCACCACUUCAGAUAUAAAAAUAUUUAUUUGAUAACUGAAAGAGCUUUUCACUAGAUGUUUUACUGGUGAAAAGUCGGUGACCUAAAUUUUUUUAAAGUAUAAACUAAUUUUUGCAUAAUUUAAUUAAAAAAAAAAAAAGUUUUCAUUGGUAGGUUGAGAUUGUACUGUUAGCAUUGAAUGCAAAUUAAAACAAUUCUAAGCAUGGUAAAGAGUUUUAAAUUUGGGUUGUAUUUUAGCAUAUAUUUUUGUCAUUCUACUUUGAUCAUAAUUUUCCAUUAUAAGAUCAAAAUAUGUUAUGGCAGUAUUUAAUAACUGCCGUUUCAGCAUUUCACAAAGAAUGUUUAUUUCACUGUGCUUUUUCACUGGGCAAAAAUGCUGUUUUGCACAAUAGAAAGGUGAGGUAUUAAGUCUUGAACAAAAGUCAUUGCUUAAAAAGAAAAUUGCUUUGGUAUUAGCAUACAUUACUAAUUUAUAUUUUGUUACUAUAUGUUUUAUUCUAUAUCACUUGUUACUUAAUUUUGAUACCCAGAGAAGUUUGUAAUUAACCAAAAUAAAACUUUUCAUUAGGUACACUAUUUUUUGUGUCUCAAAAUCUGGAAUUAUACAUUUCCUGUAUGAAAAACAAGGUCGUUGUUGGUAUGGCAGAUUCAUAUUUUGUCACUGGGAUCUUAAAAAAUUUUAGCAACCUAGUGUUUUUGGUAUUUGGGGGUUGGGGAGGGGUAUAACACCCAUAUAUAACGUUUGGUUAAAGGUUUGGGAACAAAUUUUUGAAAAAUGCCACAUAAAUCGAUUUAACUAUUUCAGCUUCUUUGUAUCACUUUUAUUGUACCAUGCAUUUUACUUAAUGUCAAUUAGGGUAAAAUUCCUUAGAACUUAAUUAUUUUUCUUAUCAUUGCUGCAGAGCCCACUUUUUAUUUAAAGAAUUUCUAACUGUUUUGUAACAAAGUAACCGAAGGUCCUCUAUUUACAGCUUUGGCAAUAAAUGGCUUUCAAGUGUCAAACUGUU